AUGGCAGCCUCGGACAGAAAACCGUCUUGCAAACACCUCGUCCUCGAUGCAGGACCUUUGCUGUCGCUGUCGCCGUUGCGAGGGCUGGCGGAGACGUACUAUACGGUGCCGCAGGUGCUCGACGAGCUGAAGGAUCCAAGGGCGAGGGAGCAUUUCGAAAAGCUCGGUCUGUCCGCAGGCAUCAAUAUCCGUGUGCAACCCCCCGAUGCUGCUUCGUUGGCGCAAGUUGUUCAGGGUGCAAAGAAGACCGGAGACUACUCUGUCUUAUCCCAUGCCGAUCUGUGCGUUCUGGCUCUGACCUACGCCCUGCACUCUCAAAACAAGCCGGAGUCAUCGAAAGAUAAAGCAGAACCAGUAAGUGCCACAUCAGCUGCGAUCCAUCCAGAAUGCCUAACUCUUCCAAACCCGUCGAACGAGGUGGAAGAAGUGACUGAGAAGGUGGCAGAGCUGAAUGUGGACGAUCACCCUGCAGAUCCGGCUGCAAAAGAAGAGGAUGAAGCAGAGCACGAUGAGGGGGAAGCUGAAGUACCUUCUGAGCCCGAGGAUGGUGAUGAAGAGGAGAGAGAACCUUUGGACGUCGAGCUGCAACCAAUCAGUAACGAGGUAGAUGCGUCUACCGACUCACCCGAGACAUCAGAACCGCCCGCCUCGCAAUCCAAGCCGCAUGCAGACUCCGCGCCUCUGUAUUCAGAACCCAGCGACGAAGACGACGGCGAAGGCGAGUGGAUCACCCCCGACAACGUCGCCCUACACAAGUCGCGGCACCUCGAUCUCCUGCCAUCCGCUUCAUCCGACUCUAAAAAGCAGGAGACGAUCGAGGUUGGGUGCAUGACCGCCGAUUUCGCAAUGCAGAAUGUCCUGCUGCAGAUGGGGCUAAACCUCGUGAGUGUCGACGGGAAGAAGAUUGAUAAAGUGAAGACAUGGGUGCUGCGGUGUCACGCCUGUUUCGAGAUAUGUAAAGACUCGACGAGAAAAUUCUGCCCUAGCUGCGGAAACGCCACGCUCCUGCGGGCGUCAGUCAGCAUCGCGUCCCCUACAGCUUCCGCAUCGGCGCCCGCAAUGCAAGUCCACCUCAAGAAGAACUUUCAGUGGAAAGUGCGCGGAACAAAGUACUCGAUCCCUGCGCCCAAGCCCGGGUCAGCGAAGACCGGGACCGGUGAGGGUCUGAUCCUGCGCGAAGACCAGAUUGAGUAUCAAAGAGCGAAGAAGAAGGCGGACGCGAAGAGGGAGCGGGACGAGCGGAAGAUGCUGAGCAAUGCUGCGAAGACGGGCGGGGACGGGAUCGUGGUGGGCAGCUGGAUGGAUCCGGACUGGGUACCUGAGAUUAUCAGUGUGGGCGCUGGAGGAAAGGGGAGGAGUGCUCGCGGAGGGGAUAUGCCGACUAUUGGGUAUGGGAGGAAGAACCCGAAUGAGAAGAGGAGGAAACGGAAGUGA
Messenger RNA from Gloeophyllum trabeum ATCC 11539, 1434 nucleotides. RefSeq lists its product as uncharacterized. The transcript is spliced from 4 exons. The coding region runs from base 1 to 1434 and encodes 477 amino acids. The record is from RefSeq and is a predicted model, not a curated record. Gene Ontology annotation, biological process: maturation of SSU-rRNA; ribosomal small subunit biogenesis. Gene Ontology annotation, molecular function: RNA endonuclease activity. NCBI's taxonomy places the organism in Eukaryota, Fungi, Basidiomycota, Agaricomycetes, Gloeophyllales, Gloeophyllaceae. Gene Ontology annotation, cellular component: preribosome, small subunit precursor.